GUUCAGUGUUCCCUUGUUGCCUGACUACAGACGGCUAUUACCAACUGCUAUUGGUAGCUACUUCUACUGGCAGGAGUCUGUUGCCGCCUUCCAGUUGGAGGAUUCUGCAAAUAGCUACUGCUAUAAAGUAAAAUGACCAUGCUGGAAAGUUAAUGAGUCAACUGAUAAGAUCAGAACAGCAUUGUUUAAGGAGAGGAUCCACUUUUUUUCAACAAUUUAAGUGAUGAAGUAGCUGCUGCUGUGCUGGAUACAUAAUCUAGAUAACCAAUUCAAGAUAAGAAACCAUGACAGUGGAAACUGAUUCAAAUGCUAAUCACUCAAACCUGGAAGUGGAGCCUCCCCAACCUUUGGAAGAUGGAGCAAUCAAACAAGUACCAGUCAAAAAGAAAAUUUCCUGUUGCACUGGCUUGAAGGUGUUUCUCGCUACUUUGUCAUUCAGCUACUUGUGCAAAACAUUAUCUGGAACAAUUAUGAAAAGUUCCAUCACUCAGAUAGAAAGAAGAUUUGAUAUUCCCUCCUCUGUAGCUGGCUUAAUUGAUGGAAGUUUUGAGAUUGGUAAUUUGCUGGUGCUGGCAUUUGUAAGUUAUUUUGGAGCCAAAUUUCAUAGACCAAAAAUCAUUGCUUUGGGGUGUUGUAUUAUGUCAGCUGGAAGUAUUUUAACAGCAAUGCCUCAUUUCUUCAUGGGAUAUUAUAAGUAUGAAACAGCAUCUCAUGCAGUGUUGUCAGUCAACUCAACUUCAAGUCUCUCUCCCUGCUCUGUGGAUCAAAAUGUAACUGGUGUCAGUGAAACCUUAUCGGAACAUCCAGAUUCAGGUAAGGAAUUGUAACUGUAAAUAUGUCUAAAUGUGACAAUUUUGACCUACUUAUAAAUCGGUCUUCACACAAGAGGGCUAUUCACCCCAGUGUGGCGGGCCAGUACAAUUCUAAACCCCAUUUAAGCCUUAACUUAUUUGGAGGAUGUUAGUGACAGUUCAGUGAUACAGCAGCCUUGUAAAUCUCACUCAAAGCAAGCACAUCUAACAAUCCAGAAGUCUCUAAACUACUUGGGCCCAGUUUCUCCCACCCUUCCGGAUAUAAGUACCUCACAUUGACAUUAAAGGAAUUUCUCAUAUAAUUUGUGAGGAGAAUUGAUUCCCAAAGAAAAUUUAAGGGCCCAAGCUGAGUUAGAGUUAACUGGAAAUUAACUGGCAUUUCUGUGAUCUUCACACACCUCACUAUUAGUUUAGAAUAUACUGAAAGAGCAUCUGCAGCUGUAUGCUGCAUGGGAGGAGAAAAAUGUCACUAUAGGACCCAUGAGCCAGCUGUUAGCCUGGAUCAGGGGACAUAGUUGAAGGUGUAAAUGAAAUGUCAUAGACUACAUCUAUCACAAUUUCAAUCUGUUUAUUUUUUCCUAGAUAUUCUUCCCUAACGAUACAGACCAUUAUCCUUGCAUUACUAUGUUUGAUAGACAAGCAUGUGACUGAUGUCUAGAAGUGUUGUUAAAGGGAGGGCUGAUGAUUUUGGUAACCUAGACAGGUUUGAUGAGUUUGGUAACCUAGACAGAGUCUUAGUCUUAUGUAAGGAAAAACAAUUGAGCAAGAUGAGAAAGAGUGUGUUAAAUGGGGUUAAAGCCAGGCUCAUGGUUUAUUGUUCUACUGUAAAGAUGGUAAUUACUGUU
Molecule: messenger RNA, 1657 nt
Organism: Dermochelys coriacea (leatherback sea turtle)
Lineage: Eukaryota; Metazoa; Chordata; Testudines; Dermochelyidae
Product: solute carrier organic anion transporter family member 1B3-like
Exons: 6
Coding region: 285-827 (180 amino acids)
Biological process (GO): transmembrane transport; sodium-independent organic anion transport
Cellular component (GO): membrane
Source: RefSeq, a predicted model, not a curated record